GACCGGGGCCGUCUGGAGCAGGGCCAACUGUUGCGGGUAGUUGGCGGGGUAGCGGCGGGGCGUCAUCAUGGGCGCCACUCCGUGGGUCCCGCAGGGCAGACCUUCCGGUCGGCUUGCGUAGUUUCCUUCUAGAGGGAAGGCGCGUCAAGCGCCCGGCAGGCGGAGUAGUGACGAUGAGGACCCACAGAAGGUUAAACGGCCUCGCGGGCGGCCCUAAAGCCGCAGACUGUCGGCUGCGGCAAGGGCGGCGAUGGUCGAGGCCGCCGCGGCUUGGUCGGUGGCCGAGACCACCCUAGGCGGAGCCGAGGCGAUGGGCAUCCUGCUCCCUGGCCAGACACGACUCAGGAGGAGGCGGAGGGUCAUGCCUCUGGAAGUCAUGAUGAAAAUUCUCGAGAAGCUGGAAGAAGGCGUGAGUAACACCGACGUGGGGCGCCUGUUUGGCAUCGAGUCGACCGUGCACACCAUUUAGAGAAAGGCGAAGGCCAUCAGAGCCAGCCAGCAUGGAGAGUGUGUCGCCUCUCAGCUCCAAGGUGCUGUGCAUUCCCUGGGACGCAAACAUCGAGAAGAUGGAGAUGCACUUAACCUUUUGGGUGGAGGACGAGACCUUAGGGGGCCGGCCUCUGCCACCAAAAGCCAUCUGCAGCCAGGCGAAAGGCAUUUACAAGCAGCUGGUGGAAACCCCUGAGAAGGGCAGCCCCGAUAAGGCUGCAAGGCGAGCAAGGGAUGGUUUGAGAAGUUUAGAAAUCGCUAUGGUCUGUGAAAUUCAAGGUUGAUGGGGGAGGCAGAACCACGGAAUGCCCAGUCGGCAUCCCGUCUGUCCUAACAACUCCAGAGGCUGCCAAAUAACUCCAGAGGCUGAUCAGAGCUAGAGGCUAUGUGCUUUAACAGGUCUUCAAUACGGAGGAGAUGAGUCAGUUUUGGAAGUGCAUGCCUUCAGUUACUUUUAGGGAAAGACAAAAAGAGGAAGCUAAGGUCAGGAUUUCUCUCAUUUUUUGUGCUAACGCCGCCAGUGACUAAAUGAUAAACGAUUGCUGCUUUAUAAAGACCUGAAUCCCAUUGGUCAAAAAGAUAAAAACCACCUUCCUGUGUUCUGGAGAUCACAUCCGAAAGUAUUAUUAACUGCUGCCCUCUUUUUGGAUUGGUUUCCUAAGUAUUUUAUUCAUCAGGGUUGGAGUUAUUUAAUAGAAAGAAAAUACUGAGUUCAUGGUGUUGCUAAUUUUGGACAGAGGUCCCAAUCAUCAGACUCAUUCUUGGUUGCUCUUCCUAUUGUUGAUAUUGUGUUUCUCCCCUUGGAAGGCACUAGCUGUCUUCAGCCCUUGGAUCAGGGUAUACUUGAGGCUUCAGGAGGUGUUACACCAAGCAUGUGUUUGACCACUUUGCUGACUGUAUUGAAAAAAAAAAUACAACCUUUGUCUUACUUUGAGAGGAAUGGCAACAGUACAACAUUGCUGAUGCUUUGGUAGUGAUGAAAGAGACAAUGGAUGAUACAAAACCAGCUGUUCUGCAUAAAGCCUGGUGGAAACUUUGCGAUGAUAUUGUGAAUGAUUAUGCAUGUUUCCCUAGAGCCAGUGAAGAAGUUGCAAAAAUCAUAGAGUCUGCAAAGUGGAUGGACUUUAAAUUCAUCAAUAUUGAAGAGGGUGAAAUUAAUGAGGUGCUCAAGUUUCAAGCUUUGGCCAUAACUGAGGGAGAGUAUAGCAAUAAAUACGGAAGAAGACAGGACCCCGGAACCAGAGGUAAGAUGAAUCUAAGGAAACUGAAUGCUUUCUUAUGCCAGGCCUCAGGCUUCAUCGAUGCUGCAAUUGAUAAUGGAUCUUUUCCUGGAUCAAAGUUUGGCCUUGAAAAAGACUUUAAUAAAUUGUUGUGUACCUAUCAAGAGGAGCAAAAGAGCCUUCAAAAUAACACAAAGGAGUUGAAGAAAGAAAACGAAGACAUAAAGUAGUGUGGAUGAAGCAGAUGGAUACAGAAUCUGAGUCUGAAGGGGCGUCUGAAUCUGAAUCCCAUAGAGAGGAGAAGGUAGAGACAGAGAAGGAGGAUAAGAAGCCUCCAGAAGAAGGUCCUGGACCUUCAGGCGGUGGCACUGAGACUCUUACUAUAUCUGAAGAAUCAGCCAAAGCCAUAAAUGCAGAACUGGAUUUUUGGGAUCUAACUUUAGAAUUGAAUUUGGAGAGAGUAGAAGUGCCUGAGUUAAAGGAAGAAAAAGAAUCCAGAGGCAGUUUCUUCCAAAUGAUGAUUCAUCUCUUGCCAUUCUUCCCCUCUUGCUCCAACAGCACUUUCAUUGUGACCAUCCUUAUCAUCAGCCACACAUCCAUAUCAUUUAGUCAUUCAACAAACAUUUAUUGGGCAUAAACUGUGUGGGUUCCUGUGCUAAACUUGGGGCCAUGAUCUCAGGAAGCCAUCUCAGGAUCUAAGGUAAAUGAUCCUGACAGCUUCUCUCCUGUCCUAUCCAGUGCUCAGGACCCUGAGCCUGCAGCUCCAUUCAGCUGUGACUGGCAGCCACCUAUCUGGCACUUACUCCGUCGUCUUUGUCAACUGUCCCAAUGAGCAGAUUGCCCGAGAUAUUGCCAGGGCUAUCCUGGAGAGGAAGCUGGCUGCCUCUGUGAACGUCCUGCCCACGGCAUCGUCACUGUACUUCUGGAAUGGAGAAAUUGAAGAAGCCACUGAGAUCCUGUUGCUAAUAAAGACAAAGACUUCCAAGGUCCGAAUGCUGUCCAAUUAUGUCAGGUUCCUGCAUCCUUUUGAAGUCCCAGAGGUCUUCAGUCUUCCCAUGGACCAAGGAGAUGUGCGCUACUUGAAGUGGCUGGACAAGGGCACAGGGGAGGACUGAGCAGGGUCGGCUUGUUACAGGUCCCAUGGCUGCCUCUGGCCUGCAGUGGCUGCAUCCAGGGAGGGGGCCUCCUGUCGCCUCCUCCUCCUCCUCACAUCCCUGCAGUCUGUGUCUGUGUCCGCAUCAGCAUGGAGGAGCUAAGGAACUUGAGAAGGUGGAGGUCUGAGGCCUCCGAGGCUGGAGGAGGGGGCUGGGUUGGUUGGGCCACGCAGCCCAGUGGAACUGGUGUCUGAGUGCUUCAUGCUUACGGGUGG
This is a messenger RNA of Suricata suricatta (meerkat), 3078 nucleotides long. Its product is annotated as protein CutA homolog. Gene Ontology annotation, molecular function: copper ion binding. The coding region runs from base 2414 to 2824 and encodes 136 amino acids. Lineage: Eukaryota; Metazoa; Chordata; Mammalia; Carnivora; Herpestidae. The transcript is spliced from 6 exons. Gene Ontology annotation, biological process: response to metal ion. The record is from RefSeq and is a predicted model, not a curated record.